Enhydra lutris kenyoni (northern sea otter) is the source of this 1098-nucleotide messenger RNA. Its product is annotated as somatostatin receptor 5. NCBI's taxonomy places the organism in Eukaryota, Metazoa, Chordata, Mammalia, Carnivora, Mustelidae. The transcript has a single exon. Gene Ontology annotation, biological process: neuropeptide signaling pathway; cellular response to glucocorticoid stimulus; regulation of insulin secretion. Gene Ontology annotation, molecular function: neuropeptide binding; somatostatin receptor activity. Bases 1 to 1098 code for a protein of 365 amino acids. The record is from RefSeq and is a predicted model, not a curated record. Gene Ontology annotation, cellular component: neuron projection; membrane.
AUGGAGCCUCUGUUCCCGGCCCCCACGCCGGUCAGCUGGAGCCCCUCCCCAGCGGUCACCAGCGCAGCUGGCGAGAACGGGACGCUGGCGGGGCCGUCGCCGUCGCCGGGGGCCCGCGCGGUGGUGGUGCCUGUGCUGUACCUGCUGGUGUGCGCGGCGGGGCUGGGCGGGAACACCCUGGUCAUCUACGUGGUGCUGCGCCACGCCAAGAUGAAGACAGUCACCAACAUCUACAUCCUGAACCUGGCCGUGGCUGAUGUGCUGCUCAUGCUGGGGCUGCCCUUCCUGGCCACGCAGAACGCCGUGUCCUACUGGCCCUUCGGCCCCGUCCUGUGCCGGCUGGUCAUGACGCUGGACGGCAUCAACCAGUUCACCAGCAUCUUCUGCCUGACCGUCAUGAGCGUGGACCGCUACCUGGCCAUCGUGCACCCCAUCCGCUCCGCCCGCUGGCGCCGUCCCCGGGUGGCCAAGCUGGCCAGCGCCGCGGUCUGGGCCUUCUCGCUGCUCAUGUCCCUGCCGCUGGUGGUGUUCGCGGACAUCCAGGAGGGCUGGGACACCUGUAACCUCAGCUGGCCGGAGCCCGUGGGCCUGUGGGGCGCCGUGUUCAUCAUCUACACGUCGGUGCUGGGCUUCUUCGGGCCCCUGCUGGUCAUCUGCCUGUGCUACCUGCUCAUCGUGGUCAAGGUGAAGGCGUCGGGCGUGCGCGUGGGCGCCCCACGGCGGCGCUCGGAGCGCAAGGUGACCCGCAUGGUGGUGGUGGUGGUGCUGGUAUUCGUGGGCUGCUGGCUGCCCUUCUUCGUGGUCAACAUCGUCAACCUGGCCUUUGUCCUGCCCGAGGAGCCCGUCGCCGCAGGCGCCUACUUCUUCGUGGUCGUCCUGUCCUACGCCAAUAGCUGUGCCAACCCCGUGCUCUAUGGCUUCCUCUCCGACAACUUCCGCCAGAGCUUCCGGAAGGUUCUGUGCCUCCGCAAGGGCUCCGGUGCCGAGGACGCCGAUGCCAUGGAGCCCCAGCCCGACAAGAGCGGCCGGCUGCAGGAGGCCACACCGCCCGCGUGCGGCUCCGAAGCCAAUGGGCUCAUGCAGACCAGCCGGCUGUGA